GCCCUGUUUGAUAUUCCCUUCCCCACAAAUCACCACGUCCACGAACUCCAGACAAUCGGGCUCUGCUGAUCUACAUCAGCCUGUGCGUAUAACAAUCACGGAGAGGAGAGGAGGCACAGUGCGACGAGAUUUCUUGGAAAUAAUAUAAUCAGAAAUAAUCUGGAAGCAAGGACUUACACCAAAUGACCUCGAAGGCAUCGAAAACGCGACCCCCGGGGUUCACCGCCGCGCGCCCGUCGUCGUCGUCGUCGUCGGCAAAGACAAAAGCCGGGGCGACGACGAACGGUAUCGCGACGAACAGGAGCAGCAUUGGCAGCAGCAACAACAGCAGCAGUAGCUACUACGGCAAUUCGCCGGCGACGCCGAGUACGCCGGCAAGCAGUAGCGGCGCGACGAGCAAUAUCAAAAAGGUGAAACUGAUUCAAAAGAGCGCCGGGGGUGGAGUUUCCGGCGCGAGCGGGAUAGCUGCCGUGUCGGCGUCCGGGAGUCCGACGACGCCGACGGGGGUGUCGCGGAAAGCGAGCUGGACGAGUGCUGCGAACGCAAAGAGUCAUCUGGUUAAUAGCAUGACGCCGGCGUCGCUGUCGGCGGACGGCAAGGCCGGCAUGCUGGAUGAUGAUUCGAUGAUGCGGGUCUCUGGACGUCGGCCGAAGUUGGAUGAGUAUAAGUUUGCUGAAACAAGCGAGGAGAUAUUGGAAAAGUACAAGGGAUUUCCGUCAAGUAUAGACCUACAUAUAUACCCGACACAUUACAGAUUCGGAAAUCAAGACGCGGUGAUUCCCGCGAGCAGUCCAUCUAUCAAGAGCUUCAUGGAUCAAGUCAAAUUAGGCCAAAUCCCACCUCCCGCCGUCGAGAUCUUCCACGAGGCAGGCGUGAAAUUCUACGAAGGAUGUAUCAUCCUCGAAGUCUACGACCACCGCGCAAACUCCAGCGGUUUCACAGGCGAACACACAAGUCAAGAGUUCAACAAUCCCUCCUCAUCCCUGCCUCUCGUCUCCUCCACUUCCUCGAAACCUUCACCACAGCAAAAACAGCAGCCGACGAAUACCGCUGUAGUAGACCAAAAGCCGGGCGACCAGCAGUCCUCUGCAACUUCCUCCUCCGCAAACCAACAGUCUAGCGGAGAACCACACCGCGAACGAAUCCUGCUCCACCCCACCCCUCUAUCUCUCUGGUACGAUCUCACCUGGCUUGCGGAGCGAACAGGCGCAUGCUACAGCGACGCCCUGACGCUCACGCUCGAAUCGCAAAUCCUCGCAACCACCGUCCCGCGCCUCGACCUCGCUGUCCCGACCGAGCCCCCGUUCUCACAACCCGACCUCCCUCCCUCUCUGCAACCAACUCCACCCCCUUCCCUCGCCGUCAAAGACGACCUCGGCCUUCUCCACGCACCCAACCCGCCCACGAUGGCGAAGCGGAAACGCCCACUACACGAAGACCUGCCGCAGCAGAGCACAGAGUACGAAGAAAUGAUGCUAAUCAUGGACGAGCGCCCGCCCACCGGCACAGGCCAGUUCGUCCGACUCGGCUUCGUCGAGCAGUGGCGGCGCAAGCGCGAGCGCGAGCGGCAGCAAAAGCUCGCGGCGUCGGUUAUCGCGAGUAAUAACGCGCAGAUGGGCGGCAACGGCGCCAGCGUCGUCAGCGCGAACGGGAUCGCGCAUAAUGGUAUGGGCGCUGGAAUGCAGCAUCGGCGGUAGUCUGGGACUUCAAUCACUUCUUCAACCAGAAGACUUUUUUUCACUUUACUACUUUCUAUUUUUUUGUUUGGGAUUGUAUAACUAAUUGCCAUGUAUAUUAAUACCACAACUACUACCGGUGCGCGUUCGGAACGUUCUUUAUCUUUAUCUUUAUCUUUUUUCUUACUUUUCU
Molecule: messenger RNA, 1869 nt
Organism: Myxozyma melibiosi
Lineage: Eukaryota; Fungi; Ascomycota; Lipomycetes; Lipomycetales; Lipomycetaceae
Product: Spt20 family-domain-containing protein
Exons: 4
Coding region: 183-1697 (504 amino acids)
Biological process (GO): regulation of transcription by RNA polymerase II
Cellular component (GO): SAGA complex
Molecular function (GO): transcription coregulator activity
Source: RefSeq, a predicted model, not a curated record